Heterobasidion irregulare TC 32-1 is the source of this 195-nucleotide messenger RNA. RefSeq lists its product as uncharacterized. Gene Ontology annotation, cellular component: transcription factor TFIIH core complex; transcription factor TFIIH holo complex. The record is from RefSeq and is a predicted model, not a curated record. Bases 1 to 195 code for a protein of 64 amino acids. Gene Ontology annotation, biological process: transcription by RNA polymerase II; nucleotide-excision repair, preincision complex assembly; transcription initiation at RNA polymerase II promoter. The transcript has 4 exons. NCBI's taxonomy places the organism in Eukaryota, Fungi, Basidiomycota, Agaricomycetes, Russulales, Bondarzewiaceae.
AUGAAGGCUAUCCGAGGCGUCCUUUUCAGUUGUGACUCGGCAGUAAAGCAAAUUCUACUUUCCAUGAACGAGAAGCAGAGUUUCAUCAUUGAGGACUUGGAUGAUUUCCAUGUUCUUAUCAAGGCAGAUGAGGAGUGGAGGGUUAGGAAGGAACUCGAAGCUGAGCUGGAGAAGAAUACGUACAGUUUAGAGUGA